AAAACUAUAUACCUAUAAAAUAAAUAAUACGCCUCUGCUUUGUUAAAAAUGUGUCAAUUUGGAUUUUUUUAAAAGAAAACUUUGAUAAACUAGGUGAAAAAUAAAUGGGCUCUCAGAAGAUCUAAUAGAGCAAAGGAUUUCUUUAAGGGAGAAAAAAAAUGUGUGUGCAUGUAGAGUGGAGGGAGGGGGGGAAUUGCAGAGAUAAGGAAAGAUAAAAACAGGAACCAAGCUUAGCUAAUGUUGUAAAAUCAAGAUGGUGCCCUGAGGUUUCUGUCAGUCUCUGUUCCCUGUACUGUGAGUUGGAACAUUGCCAAGGCAUUUUGAUGCAAGGGAGCUACUUCCCCGUUUUUAAAAAAUGGAACUCUUUGAGGGUGACCUUCUUCCCCUUUUCAUGUAGCGCCUUUUGUAAUUUCUGCAUUGAGGAAUCCACAUGGAAGCGAGUUGCCCAGAGGGGAAUUAUUAACCUGAGCCUGUUUCCUUCAGGUAUCAUCCGUGAGCCUGGCUGAUCUGGGAGCAAGAUGCAAAGGCUCCAGACACGAGGAAAUCAUCAGUCGCCAGAAAGGCGCCCUGGCUGAGCUGCGGCAAAGAGUCAGAAUGCUAGAAAGGGGUCACCCAUUGGGUUUUGAAGAGAGAAUUGGAGAGCCACUUAGAGUGCUGAAAAAAGGCCCAGCUGAGAAGGGAGAUGAAAGAACAGAGAAGGAGCAAGUGACAACCCUGAUGACAGCAGCGGAUGCUAAUCAGCUUCAAAGCAGUGUUUCCAGAACAGAUCCCAACUUGACCAUAGAGAGGACUGCGAAGCUGGAAAUGGCUGACGCUUUAGACCUCAGUGAGAACAUGUACCUCAACCUGAUCCAGGAUCUCGCCAACCUGGUGAACGUCAAGGAGCUGACGGGGAUGCAGACGGUGAAGCACCUUCCUUAUGAUGAGAGGGAGAAGCUUGGGGUGCGACGGCAGAAGGACCUUGGGCUGCUCUUCGACAAGAUCAGGAAGCUCAAGGAUCGCCUCGAGAGGAAAGAGUCGCUGCUGAAAGAGUACGAAAGGGACGUCGGGCAGUUCAGGACAAACAAGCAGACUCUGCAAGCCUGCCAGUCUGAGCUGGCCAAAUUGGCUGACAAGAUCUACCGAGAAGCUGAAGAGAAGGCUUUGCUGAAAGAAGCUCUGGAGAGGACUAAAUUGCAGCUGACUCAGGAGAAGAAGCUGAACAGGGCUCUUAAACAGCACAAGAAUCAGUUAGAGGAGAGGAAGAGUGAGAUUUCGUCAUGUUACGCCUGCACUCUGAAAUUCAGGGAUAGCAAGAUGGCAGCCCCUAAGAAACCAUUCCCUGAAAAGCAGGUGGUUGCGGGGCCAGGAGCAGCCUGUAAGAAACGAGUGCACUGCAGCACCUCUGCGUAGGAACAAUUCUGCUUACCCAAGGAAAGCGACAGAGAAGGAAGAUUCUGGCCAGCUCCUUGUCUAAGCUUGUAAAUAGAAGAUGCUGCUACAACAUUGCAUAAAACACCUGGUGUCUUAUUAUACAGAAUUUAUUUAUAUACAUAUAUGUAUAUGUAUAGACUUAUUUGUACAGAUAAUACUCAUAUAUGGUACAUUGUAUCUUGAUUACGAGAAAUGUAUAGAGACUCAACUCAAAAUUAUGUAUAAAUUCUUAAGAUCUUC
This is a messenger RNA of Podarcis muralis (Common wall lizard), 1653 nucleotides long. The record is from RefSeq and is a predicted model, not a curated record. NCBI's taxonomy places the organism in Eukaryota, Metazoa, Chordata, Lepidosauria, Squamata, Lacertidae.